CAAUGGGGCCGCUGAGGUGACGUCACUGACCGUUGCGGCCAAUCAGCACUCGCGGCACGCAUUUCGAACUAUCCCUCCGGAACAGAUACCUUCCAUCGCUCGGUUACGCGACAAAAAUGCAACGUCUUUCCUGUUGACCGAAUAAAACACGCACUUCUUUGUUCAAUCAAGCACUGGAUUACUUGGAUCCAAAUAAUUCGGGAGCCAUGGUGAGGGAAUGGGUCCAGAAAAAGCCACCCCGGCACACUCUGGAGGAGAUUAAGGAAAAAAUGAAGGUGAUGCGCAACAAGCAGCUUGGCCGGGCGGCGGCACGCAGCAGGGGGACAAGAGCCAGACUCGCCCACCAAAGCGCCAGCAGCAUCGUGCCGGGCAGCCUGCUCGUGGCGGUGAAGCAGAACAACACGGAGCUGGCGUUAGCGCUGCAGGCAGAGAAGGAGAAGGUGCGGCAGGCCAACGCCAUCAUCCUGCAGUUGAAGCAGACCCUCUUCUUCCAGCUGAUGCUGCUCAGGAGGAAGCUCCGGGAGCAGCAGGCCCUCACCACUUCCUCCCCUCUGGCUGAAGCAUCCGAGCUGCCCGUGGAAGCGAAUGUGGAGUCACCAAGGAGAGAAAAGAUCAGCGAGGGCAAACCGUGUGAGGUCUCCCCGAUUUGUGCAGAGUCUCCUAAAAUGGACGUCCAGCCUGACUAUGUCCGAAUGACUCUGCCUCCUACGGUGAUGGUGAGGCAAAGACGCGGCGACAGAGAACGGAAGAGCAGGAGGCGGUCCGAUCGCGUGCGCUCCAUCGGCGAGGUGGACUUGGGGGCGCUCAGGGCAGAACGCCCCAGACGGCACGAAGACCCCCAUGAGGUUUUGAAGGCGCGGGUGGACGAUCCCAUCUGCGCGCCGGACUCCGAGCCACCCGUCAACACUCGCAAAGAUGGCCGCCGUCAGGCGCGUCCCAAAGCGGAUGCGUGCACGGCCAAGCCCCCCGAACGAGGACGCAAGCCUGAGCGAGCGCCCCUAAAAAAGCCCUGGGAGAACCCCAAGCGCAGGGCGCGAUCCAAAAGCCGGGAGCGCCACGUGCCACCCCUCCAGCAGCUCAACACCUCACUGGGCUUCAACGACACCUUUGACUUUGACUGCGAGGGGGCCGUCCACCUCACGCCCUUUAGGGCCAAGCCCAACCACCCCGAAGACCCCGUUACGGAACCCGCCGGAGACCCCACCCCGGACUCUCUGGCUCCGGACCCCAGCUCGCCGUCAUCGCCAUCCUCCGAGUCGGAAGACAGCCCGUAUGUGCCGAAGAAGAAGCCCCGAAGAGCGUGUGCGUCCCCUGAGACCACCAAGUUCAUCGCCACUCGCAGGGGACGAGCCGCCAACACAAACGCCAGCCGGCCAAAAUCUGUGACAGACCAGGAGUGGCAGCAGGAGGAUCCGCAACCCAAUCAGGAAGUCGAUGGGGUCCACCAAACGAGUUUCUCAAACAGUCCUCACUCCGCGUGUCCACAAGAAGCGCUGAGCCAGGACAUUGUGGGCAGCGCCUUCCCCUCAGUCAGCACCUUGACGGAAGUUGACAUGACCAUUGAUGAUGUCCUCUCCCGAUUCGGGGACUCCCUCUGUGAAAAUCAGCCUCCGCCACCGCCUCCUCCUUCCGCACUCGCCAGCCGCGUGCUCCAACAGCAACGCCAGCGCAAGAAAUGUGGGCUCGGUGGCUCCAGGCGGGCGCCGGGAUGCGUCGGCUUGACCCUGAGUGACAUGACCAAUCUGUCGCCCGUAGCCCGCCGCCGCUCCUCCCAAACGCUGUGCUCGUCCACGCCGGCGACCCCACGGAUGCGACGACGCACCCUAGUGGUGGACUACAAGGAGCCCUCCUUGAGCGCGAAACUCCGGCGCGGGGACAAAUUCACCGACUUGCGAUUCCUCCCGCCGGGCUCGCCCGUUUUCAAGAACAAGUUGACAGGCGGGCCUUCUCGAGCGUCCACCAGCACACGCGACAAACUAGGCAAAUAUAACGAGUCGUUUGUUGGAUGUCGUUGAUGCUUUUACCCCCAAAAAGUGUUUCGAACUGAAUGCGUUUCAAAAGCAACAUUGAGAGUCAAGUAACGUGAAAAUUCUUACAAAACAGGAAGCUGAUAUUGCCCCUUUUUCUUUCACAUUUAACACUUUUCAAAAUAGGCACUGUUAUUUGCAAGAAAUGCAAAAAUAAGGCAAAAAAAUGUACAUUUUGACUCCUUUUUCACAUUUGCCUUCAUUUCAUUUGCUGCAAAGACCAUUGACCAAAUCUUCAGUAAAAAACAGAAUAAAAUACACAAAUCUAUCUGCGGAAAUGACAACUUAAGUCAUUGAUUUUUUUUUUUUUCCUUCGUUGAAUACGUCCCUAAAUAGGCAACAAUCGUACGAAGGCCGUUAUUGAAUAAAUGGGGCACAAAAUAUA
This is a messenger RNA of Hippocampus comes (tiger tail seahorse), 2412 nucleotides long. RefSeq names its product shugoshin 1 (gene sgo1). Gene Ontology annotation, biological process: meiotic chromosome segregation. The transcript has 10 exons. Lineage: Eukaryota; Metazoa; Chordata; Actinopteri; Syngnathiformes; Syngnathidae. The record is from RefSeq and is a predicted model, not a curated record. Gene Ontology annotation, cellular component: chromosome, centromeric region; nucleus. Bases 207 to 2015 code for a protein of 602 amino acids.